Molecule: messenger RNA, 1414 nt
Organism: Aspergillus alliaceus
Lineage: Eukaryota; Fungi; Ascomycota; Eurotiomycetes; Eurotiales; Aspergillaceae
Exons: 1
Coding region: 573-926 (117 amino acids)
Source: RefSeq, a predicted model, not a curated record
AAUAUGUCAAGAACAAUAAAGACCAGAGAAUAUAAUGUAUGCAGUUACCACCAUCAGCAGCUCUGAUUCAUUAUUAAGGAGAACGGUUUCGGUACUGCUAUUUAGGACUGUGAUGAACCUACCUACUCAGGAACAUUGCAUCUCCUAGCACUGGCCCUUGCGGAUAAUGCUCUCUUUGGGUUCUCCAACCCAGAAGAAGACUUUGAGCAAAGAAUCCCGGAAGGGGAAGACAAACUUGUCCUGAGAUAGAAUGCUGAAGCCAAGGAUAGAUACAUUGUUCGAGGUGUCACUGCCGAAAGUGUCAGUGGAAAACCGUUGGUCAGGAAGAAAUAUCAAGACGGUCUAUAUAAGAUUCUUGCCAAUGCUGGCUAUUCUGUUACUGUCACGGCACAUGUGAUGCGCCGCGAGUUAGGAAGAGCUGUUCAAGAUCAGUCCUCGCUUCUCUCCCAUCUUAUCUAAGAAUCUAACCAAGUUCUGGCAUAGGGAAAUACUCCUCGGCUGCCGUGGCUCAAAUCCUUACACAAAGGUCUAAAACUGUGUACGGACAUGACUAUCUUGCCAACUGUUCUGGCAUGGAUGUAUUCAAUGCUCUACGAGGCAGAGCCGCAGGUCAUACUUACAUUGACUACCCUCAAGGCUACGACCGAUUUCACGAGGAUGGCCUCCAUCGUCCGUUGCCUAUAGAAGAAGAACAGAAGAUCGAUGUAGACCCGUGUUUGGUUACCAAAGCCACAGAAACCCAGCAAGCACAAUCAGAUGAUGACAUCAAAAGACUAAGGCGCGAAUAUAGCAUCCUUAAGAGAAGGAUCUCUUCGAGCAGGUUGCAGCAAUACCAGAGUCAAUGGCACACAAUGACAUUACUGUACAAGGCUUCGGCCUUCCGAUACAUUACAUUACACCGCCACAGAACGAAUAUAAUUACAUAAUAUGUCACAAAUGACACAUUUCUGUUACGGUACCAUGUAUGUGUAUUGUAAGUCUCCUCUCAUUUAAUUGGGUUCAGCCAAUGUUUGAAUCCUCUUUUGUUUCUGUCAGUUGGUUGGUUUCUCUGCCACCUGUGAACCUCUUCCAUCAGGGUAUAUGAUCGAGUCUUCAUCUUAACAUGAAAGCCUCCAUGAAAUGCGGCAAUCUCAAUGUCCAUCUACACACAUUGAACCACAUAAGUUCGAAAAUUGUACGCCCCGACAGUGCGUUUCUUCCCCUAGCUAUCCCCGUUACCUAUGUAGCAUUAGCAAUUGCCAUUCUUGAAGAGGCCUGCGCCCAAGAGCUUUAAUUAGGCCAUGAAUCUAGGCUUUUCCUCUACUUUGAAGCUAUACCUCGAUAUGUAUGCCAAAGUAAAAGAAAAGAAAAGGAAAAGAAAAAAGGAAACAAAAACCAGGCAAAGAACCUUGAGGAUGCUUUCAGCUUCCAUACA